This is a messenger RNA of Microthlaspi erraticum, 702 nucleotides long. Lineage: Eukaryota; Viridiplantae; Streptophyta; Magnoliopsida; Brassicales; Brassicaceae. The record is from the annotation of a GenBank genome assembly.
AUGAGCAUCUCCUCCUUGAUCCUAUCUUCAUGGAAUGAGUGUCUCCUUCCUAUUGGCUCCUUCCUCAAGCUGGUCUUGAUACGGGGUAUCACACCACCACCUUCAUGGGAUAGUCCUCCAAGACCAUCCUCUUUGAAGACCAAGAAGAAACUUCUUCCUCACCUUGAAGCAGCCGACCUGGAGACGUCUAGCCAAGCCGCAUCAUACCAAGAAGAGCACUUUCUAGCCACACGAGAAGAGGAGAUUGACCUAGAGCUAAUCAAGUUCGUGAAGAGAGAUCAAUUCCAUGAUCUGUUUUCAGAGUAUGCACUGGAGCACAUAGAUCACUUUGACAAUCUUUGUGAUUCCUAUAGAGUUUUUGACUUUGAGAAGAAGAUGAUGCUAUUCAGCACAUCACUAGCUGGACGAGCACUAGAUUGGGCGCAGCAUGAACCACCCUCUACAAUCGAGUCAUGGAUCGAUUUUAGAGAUGCUUUCUUGGAGAGAUUUGCAAAGAAGACACCUUUCAAAUCCAAGUACCACCACUACUCUCAUCAGCUGGAGAGAGAGCGUGACGAAGAAGAAUGGGGAGGCAUACCACCCCAUCCUGAAGUUUUGAAUGAAGAGUUAAUCAAGCAUGUGGAGAGGAAUCCUUUCUACAAUUCUAUUUCAGAGUGUGCAAAGGAGCAUCUAUGCAACUUUGAUGAAAUUAACACAAAUUGA